Lasiosphaeria miniovina is the source of this 1719-nucleotide messenger RNA. Its product is annotated as kinase-like domain-containing protein. Gene Ontology annotation, cellular component: nucleus. The transcript has 2 exons. Bases 1 to 1719 code for a protein of 572 amino acids. Gene Ontology annotation, molecular function: ATP binding; protein serine/threonine kinase activity. The record is from RefSeq and is a predicted model, not a curated record. Gene Ontology annotation, biological process: protein phosphorylation; mitotic DNA damage checkpoint signaling. NCBI's taxonomy places the organism in Eukaryota, Fungi, Ascomycota, Sordariomycetes, Sordariales, Lasiosphaeriaceae.
AUGCCGCGAUUUCAGCCUAGCAAGGAAGAAAUAUCCUUGUUUGAUAUAUACGCGGAGAACGAUGUUGCCAAAGCAGUCUUCAUAGAAAACACGAACAGUUCCAAGAUGGUGAAUCAAGCCGACGGGGAGCCCUCUUUUAUCCCCGUCUUUCUAUAUAUCAGGGAGUAUGGCAUAGGCUCUACUGAUAUCGAACUGUCAGAAGCCGCUCCGGCCAUUCGAACCGUAAAGGAGCCGGCCUCCAGACCACCUCCAAGACGACUACUAACAUUUGCCUCCGGGCAUGGCGAUGUCCAGCUGGGGAGGGAACAUCACGACGGAGACUUGCACUGCUACCUCUUUCUUGACCCCGAUGAAGGCCUGCUCUUCCUCCAUGUCCUCCGAGGUAGCGCCAAUGUGAUGGCCGACAACAAAACGCAAACAAAGUAUCAGGAAGAGGGUAUGCCGGGCUACCAACAACUCGUCCCUGACACUGCCGACAAGAUUUAUAUCGAUGUGGGCAACGCGAGGCUCGUCCUUGAGUGGAAGCCGCUUCACAAGCCGCCGAACCUCGGCAGGUCCCGCGAGGUACGCAAAGUAAUAGCUCGGCGAACCGUCCAGACGAUGGAGAUGCAGGACGACGUUCCCGAGGAGGAGAGAGUCUGGAUUCUGGGCCGCCGUGUACAAUUCGGCGACAGCGAGAAGCCAGCGUGGCGCAUACUCGGUGAGGGAUACUCUGGCAUCGUUUACGAAGCGGGUGCGCCGGGGGGGAAGGUCUUCGCUGCGAAGAUGAUCAAAAGCGAGGUCCACGCCUGGAGUAUUGGAAAUGAAUACAAGUGGCUCAAGAAACUCAAGCACGAAAAUGUCAUCGAACUUGUCGGCUAUCAAGGAGACGAGCACGAAGGCGGCGCUUUCAGGCUAUCCCUUCUCCUAUUCCGAAAGUAUGGGGUUCUAGACCAGUUAGAAUGGGGCCACCGCCAUUUCGACUCGGAGAGGCAAAACUUCACCAAGGAUUUCGAACUGUGUACGAGUCCCGUGAUGACUGAUAGACUCGUGGACGACCUAGCCCGAGAUCUAUGGCGCGCGUUUGACUUUCUGGAUAGGCAAGGAGUCGUGCACAGAGACAUCAAGGCUGACAACGUCCUAUUUGAUCCAUGCUACUAUCCCUCGAGUCUAGAUGGCGCACGCUCCGAUAGGGAUCCCGGGUAUUUGUUUAUCCUUACAGAUUUCGGCCUGAUUCGCGAGUCGAGUGACAAGCCUCCGAGAGGCCAUGAACUUCCAGAAGAAACGUAUCGCCCACUCGAGACCUUGGACGAUAGCUUAGACAAAUGCUCUGACUGGUGGGCAGUGGGCAUCUUGCUUGCUACGGUCGCCGGUUACAUAUGCUUGGACGAGGUUACAUUAUCCCGAGACGGGUGGUGUAUAAAGGCCCAAUCCCUUGGCGCAACGCCACCUGGGCUAGAGGAGGAUCUCCCGGCGGCGCUUGGGAAGCCGGGAGGAAGCAAGACGGACGCGGAAACCGACACACGACGACAUGGGCUCAAGCUCUGGUUUGCUUACCUCGAGUGGCUCACCAAGCAGAAGGACAAGGAUGACGAGUUCAUACUCCCGCAGGCGUACCGUGACUUACUGGUCCAGGAUCCCUCGAAGCGCAAGUCCCCAGGGCACUGCCUGGAAGAGUUUGAAAAGAAUCGUUUUUACUUGUUAAAGGGAGAGAUGGCGCAUGCAGAUACGGAAUCAUGA